AUUUUGUCAAACUGCAGGUGUUAUGUCCUCACUUCCGCAUCUUUGGUGGGGAGAAAAAUGUUGCCGCGCCAAAUAAAGUGAUGCCGCUGCAUUGAGCCCGAAAUAGCCCAGCUCAAAUGUCGGGCGGGCUGUACGUACUGCUGAACAUUGGCCGAUGAGCAGGUAAGAUGUGAAGGAUAGAAUUAUACCGCCUGUAUGACAUAAAUCGACAUCGACAGUGAAGAUAUAUCGAUUAGUAUUUUAAAGGACACACGGUAAGGAGAUUGCCCUGAACCGUUACCAUGGAGACGAGGACCCUGGAGAUGCUGCAGCACCAGUCAUGUGACCUGCUGGAGGGUCUGAAGCAGCUGCUGGAUGAUGGGAUGCUCACGGACGUCACCCUGCGUGUGCAGACCUGGAGGUUCGCCUGCCAUCGGGUGGUGCUGGCAGCCAGCAGCCCGUAUUUCAGGGCAAUGUUUGCACAUGACCUUGAGGAGAGCAAACAAGAUGUCAUCACCCUGCAGGAUGUUGACCCCAUGGCACUGGGAAUGAUCAUCCUGUACAUGUACACCUCCAAACUGUACAUAUCAGAAGACAACGUACAGGACCUGCUCGUCACCGCCAAUAUACUCGGUAUAUCUCGUGUUUACGGUGCCUGCGUACAGUUUAUGUCGGCCCACAUCACCGUAAACAACUGUUGCGGCGUAUUCCAGUUCGGAAGCUGGUUAAACAUCGAGGAUUUAAUCAAGAAGGCGAAAGAGUGCAUCUGCGAUGGCUACCCGGAAGUCUGUAAGGGGGCGGAGUUUGUGAACAUGCCUCUUUCCUGUUUGAUUGACAUUCUGUCAGACGACAGUUUGAAUGUUGAGGAGGAGGAGACUGUGUAUGAAAGCGUCCUAACCUGGGUGAGACAUGACCUCGUUACUAGGGGUCAUCACCUUGGUGAUUUGCUCAAACAUGUCCGUCUUGCCAUUGUUCCUAAGGAAUACUUUGAAGAGGUCAUUGCCAAGGACAAGUUGGUGCUGGAGUCUGACCUUGGACAGGAGCUGAUCCUGAAGGUCAAAGACCAUCAUAAAAUGUUAGAAAAGGAGAAACAAAGAGUAGAAAUGGAACAAUCUGAGGCUGUUUGUGACAAUGAUUGUGUUGCUGUUUUACAAGGACCUUGCCUCCCAGGGUCUGGCCAGGGCUCUCAAAAUGAUGAACUAUCAUUGUGGAACAUUUUACCAUUUGCUGAAACAGCCACUGAUAAUAGUCUUAUUGAACUUAACACUUCAGUGAGAUUUGGCAUGUAUGUUGAAGACUUGUUAUCUUUCAUUGACGGACGGAACCCACCGACGUACUUCAACCCUGUUCAACACAAGUUUUACCUGAGCCAUAACAGGGAGGGUGGUGAAGUGACAAGGCGGAAGUGUCACAACAAUGCUGCAAUUUGUACGCCCGAUAACGAAGUGUACGUGGCCGGUGGGGUGAAUGUGAGAACGGGAGGGUCGCGCCGGGAACAGACUCAGUGUGAGCCUGACUUUCAUGUCUACGAUCCGCAGCAAGGGGCAUGGAUGGAGAGGAAAAGGAUGACCACAGCACGGUGCAUGUUCUCUAUGGGGUGUGCGGGAGGCAAGAUUUACGCUGUCGGGGGACGAGCACACUUCACCUACGCCAAGUGUACCUGUACCGUAGAGGCGUACAACAUACAGAACGACAGCUGGGAGUAUGUGAUCCCGAUGCCGUUCAAACUGUGUUCACAUGCAGUCGUGUCUGCUCGGGACAGGAUCUUUGUUCUGGGUGGGACAGAUGAAAAAGAUCAGGUUCAUGAUUCGACCUUGACCUAUGACGCUGAGUCAGAGACCUGGAGUGAGCUUGCUCCAAUGGGAACGGCGCGAUGCGAGUUCGGAGCAGCGGUGAUUGGGGAAGAAAUCUACGUAGUUGGUGGGAUCUCUCCACAGGGGCUGCUCUGUUCUGCAGAGGUGUACGACAUCAGGAGGGACAGAUGGCGGUACCUCCCAGACUUCCCCCAGGACAGGAAGUCCAUCAAACUGGCAGUACUGGGGGGUCAGCUGUACGCCUGUGGAGGUCAGGUCAUAGUUCAUAGGCCACAGGGCACCUGGUCGCUACGGAAUGCUCAUGACCUCUGGAGGUACGACCGCAGGAACCAGCGCUGGGAGUCUGUGGUGGACAGUAUCCCCUUCUCCACUACUAGUGUCUGUGUCACCUCCAAAGUUAGCAUUAAACACCUGCAUACUCAGGAAGAUUAAAGUUACUAUCUUUCAGACAUGCAGAAAAAUGAUGAAGGAUUUGGCAACUAUUAGCUUUAGGUAGCUUUAGUGCUACGGCAGUGGCGCAUUGACACACCCAAUCCCUCCAUCUCGGAA
Messenger RNA from Branchiostoma floridae (Florida lancelet), 2342 nucleotides. RefSeq names its product kelch-like protein 40a. The record is from RefSeq and is a predicted model, not a curated record. Gene Ontology annotation, molecular function: protein binding. The transcript has 8 exons. NCBI's taxonomy places the organism in Eukaryota, Metazoa, Chordata, Leptocardii, Amphioxiformes, Branchiostomatidae. The coding region runs from base 282 to 2225 and encodes 647 amino acids.